This is a messenger RNA of Anguilla anguilla (European eel), 2095 nucleotides long. It is a transcript of the gene nkx2-1, whose product is annotated as NK2 homeobox 1. The transcript has 2 exons. The record is from RefSeq and is a predicted model, not a curated record. Gene Ontology annotation, molecular function: DNA-binding transcription factor activity, RNA polymerase II-specific; RNA polymerase II cis-regulatory region sequence-specific DNA binding. Gene Ontology annotation, cellular component: nucleus. Gene Ontology annotation, biological process: cell differentiation; regulation of transcription by RNA polymerase II. NCBI's taxonomy places the organism in Eukaryota, Metazoa, Chordata, Actinopteri, Anguilliformes, Anguillidae. The coding region runs from base 432 to 1472 and encodes 346 amino acids.
CGUAUGCUCCGUUUGCCUUUCACUGUGACACUUGUGUUUAUUAAUUACAAAUAAACGUCAACUUUGAAUUGGGAGCACAGCCUUUCGUCAUAGGGGGGGCUACUCAAAGGUACCUCGCGAUCAACACGUAGAAAUUAUGCUGGGGUGUGAGAUAGAUAGGGCUGCUUUGUAUUGUUGCCCUGACUGCCGAUGCCCCGCCUCUGAUGGCAGCCUUAAACCUGGCGCCCAGUUGAAACAAACGAAAGCCAGCCCUGAGCCUCCACUCAAUCCAAUUAAGGCGGACUUCAGCCACUCUCAUAGGUGUUCAUCCAGAAGCAUCGACGUAGAGACAACGGGUACACAGGGCUCUGACCGAAAAAAAAAAAAAAAAAAAAAACAGAGGGAGAGAAUUUGCCCUGCCUUUUAAUUUCCCUCUCUCCAGCCGCUGAACAAUGUCGAUGAGCCCCAAGCACACGACUCCUUUUUCUGUUUCCGAUAUCUUGAGUCCCCUUGAGGAGAGCUACAAGAAAGUAAGUAUGGAGGGUAACAACCUGGGGGCUCCUCUCGCCACGUAUCGACAGCCGCAGGUUUCGCAGGCGGCAAUGCAACAGCAUCAUAUGGGCCACAACGGGACGGUGUCCGCCACUUACCACAUGACUGCGGCCGGGGUAUCGCAGUUGUCGCACACCGCAAUGGGGAGCUACUGUAACGGCAACCUGGCGAACAUGAGCGAGCUUCCGCCUUACCAGGACAGCAUGCGAAACAGCACCCCGGCCACCGGCUGGUACGGAGCCAAUCCAGACCCCCGCUUUUCCACAAUCUCUCGUUUCAUGGGUUCGUCCUCGGGGAUGAACAUGAGCAGCAUGGGAAGUCUGGGUUCCCUGGCGGACGUGGGGAAAGGUAUGGGCCCACUGUCCAGCGCUCCGCGGAGGAAACGGCGCGUGCUCUUCUCACAAGCUCAGGUUUACGAGCUCGAGCGGCGGUUCAAGCAACAGAAAUACCUCUCAGCGCCGGAGCGAGAACAUUUGGCCAGCAUGAUCCACCUCACUCCGACCCAGGUGAAAAUCUGGUUCCAGAACCAUCGAUACAAAAUGAAGAGGCAGGCCAAAGACAAGGUAUCGCAGCAACAAAUGCAACAAGACACCGGUUCCUGUCAGCAGCAACAACAGUCGCCCCGGCGGGUGGCCGUGCCCGUGCUGGUGAAAGACGGUAAACCGUGUCAGGGAGGUACUCACACGCCGAGCUCUGCCAUGCAGAACCAUCACCAACAGGGCAGCAACGUUAUGAUCGUGUCCAGUAACAGUUCGACGAUGGGCCAGCACCAAAGCCAACAGGUGGUCAGCGCCGGUCACUCGCCAGAUUUAGUUCAACACUCCACUUCCCCUCCGUCGCUCCAGGCCCAGGUUUCGGGACUGUCGCACCUGAACUCUUCGAGCAGUGAGUACGGCACGGCCCUGCCGUGCUCGGCUCUGUUGUACGGCAGGACGUGGUGACAACAGUAAGAACUACUAUAUAGACAAGAGAACUGUGACUGUGAAUCUGUCACACUCCGAACGUUUUUUUCCCUUAUAUUUCUUUGAAGAAACAAUGGUUUACCUACAUUUGGAUAUGUAGACAGCUGACAGAGGGAAUCAAGAAGAAACUGAAAAAAACCAAGAAAUAAGUGUUACCGAGUGGAUGCGCAAGCUCCUAAAAGCGUCAAAGUUGGAAGUAUUUAUUUCCAUUAACCCGAGGACGGGUUUAGUCCCCAAAUAUUUGUUUCAGAGGAACAAUGCAGUGGUCAAAAUGUUCUGUGUGUCUUUAUUUGAAGGAAAAAAUCUAAUUCAAUUUGAAACAGGGACUAGGUUGGGAUUUCUCAAACUAUUUAAGGGGAGACAAACGUCUCUGAUUUAUAAUAGCUUUUUAUGUAACACGUAGUUUGUAUAUUUCUGUAAAAGGUUUGAAUUGGAUACAUAGUUUUUAGUAAUCUGUAUGUACAAAGUUUUUAUCGACAUUGAAGUUUCCUUGUAUUAUAUUUAGGUUCCAUUGUUAUUUGUAAAUUUAAUUUUCUUGUAUCGUAUAUAGUUUUUGCCAUAAAUAUAGUCAUACAAACAUAUUAAUAAAUUAUGAAAAUAAA